ACCCCCCCAGUCUCAGUCUCUGUGUGAGGGUGUGUGGAGGACCGGACCAGCGGGGAACGGAGCCGCUGCUCGCCGACAGACAGCCGCAGAGAGCCGGGGAGGUCCGGAGCAGAGAGCCGGGGCAGAGCUGGAGCUGCUGGAGAGUCACACCGGAGUCACACCGGAGUCACACCGGAGUCACCGCCGGACUUGAACUGAUCGUUGUUUCGUGUUCAUAAACUUGUGGGAUUAAACGCAGAACAAGACGAGAGAGCUCCGGGACCGGGUCUGGGUCCGGGUCUGGAUUUAGGCUAUCUUCAUGGUCUGCACACACACAGGAGGUCCGCUGUGAUCCGGGUCCGCCGUGCUGUCCUCUCUCUGAUAGUUGUUCUAGUGCCGGACCAUGGUGGGGGAGAUGGAGGGGAAGGAGAAGCCGAGACCCAGUCCGGAUUAUCUGAUGCAGCUCAUGAACGACAAGAAGCUGAUGAGCAGUCUCCCGAACUUCUGCGGGAUCUUCCAGCACCUGGAGAGACUGCUGGACGAGGAGAUCAGCCGUGUGAGGAAGGACAUGUACAUCGACACUCUGAACGGCUCAGAGAGGAUCAGCGAGCUGCCGGACGCCGUCGGUCCAAACGUCCAGCUGCAGGAGAAACUCUACGUCCCCACCAAGGAGCAUCCUGAUUUUAACUUUGUGGGGAGGAUUCUGGGGCCUCGAGGUCUGACCGCGAAGCAGCUGGAGGCGGAGACAGGAUGUAAGAUCAUGGUGAGAGGGAGGGGCUCCAUGAGAGACAGGAAAAAGACAUAUGUUAUACUGGAUGAAAGAGGAUUCUGGAGUUGUGCUGGAAGAUUUAGAGAUGACAGAGAAUCCCCAUCCCAUCUUGCACCUGCGGAGGAGCAGAACCGAGGGAAGCCUAACUGGGAGCACCUGAACGAGGACCUUCACGUCCUCAUCACGGUGGAAGAAGCUCAGAAUCGAGCCGAGAUCAAACUCAAACGAGCGGUGGAGGAAGUCACCAAGCUGUUGGUGCCCGCAGCGGAGGGGGAGGACAGUCUGAAAAAGAUGCAGCUGAUGGAAUUAGCCAUCCUGAACGGGACCUACAGAGACGCUAAUGUCAAACCCUCCGCCGUCUCCUUCUCUCUUGCAGCCUCCUGUCAGACUCCUCGUUUCCUCUCUGGCCCUGCCCCCGUGUUGGCUCCACCCACCACCCUGCGUACACCUGCCCCCACUGGCCCCACUCUCAUGCCUCUGAUUCGUCAGAUCCAGACGGUGCUGCCCAAUGGGACACCUCACCCAACAGCUCUGAUGCCGGGGGCGGGGCCCGAGUCCGGUCUGAUUUACGCGUCGCCGUACGACUACCCCUACGCUCUGGCGGCGCCGGCUUCCAUCUUGGAGUACCCUCUGGACUCUGGUGGGGUGUUAGGUAAGCCUGCCCCCCCCUGCUCCUGCGACUGCUCCCCCGCGCCUCAUCACCACCCCCACGGCCAGUGGAGCCCCGCCCCCACACUGCUCCUCAGACACACCUCCUAAAAGAUGGAAUAGAAGUGCCCCUCCACGCCACACACCUCGUUCACAGCUGAAACCUGCAGCAUGGCCCCCUGCUGGACGGAGUCAGAAACUGUGAACUCUGAUUGGAGGAAAGGGAUGAGUUCAUUCACAUCAGCUGAACAUUAAAAUAAAUGUUCCAACAUUAAAGA
Messenger RNA from Micropterus dolomieu (smallmouth bass), 1674 nucleotides. RefSeq names its product protein quaking-B-like. Gene Ontology annotation, molecular function: mRNA binding. The transcript has 7 exons. The coding region runs from base 383 to 1507 and encodes 374 amino acids. NCBI's taxonomy places the organism in Eukaryota, Metazoa, Chordata, Actinopteri, Centrarchiformes, Centrarchidae. Gene Ontology annotation, biological process: regulation of mRNA splicing, via spliceosome. The record is from RefSeq and is a predicted model, not a curated record. Gene Ontology annotation, cellular component: nucleus.